ACUUCCAGACCCAGUUCUGACUGCAGCAAAACAGGUCAGCACACAAGAGCAGCCUCAGAGCUCGGACACCACACAAAGACAAGAGAACAAAGGAUUUAAAGGACAAUUUAACAAGAAAAGCAAGACUGAACUGAAACUGAAGACUUUUGCUAAACUUGUUUGGGAGGAUUUUUUUUUUUUUUUUUAGAUCUGCUGUGAACUGAUUUCCUGGUCAAAGCAUAAAAGGGGAUAUAUUAUUCUGUGGAUAAUGGACAAAAACCCUCACUUUUAUAAUCAGGAUUUAUUGCUUACAAUGACAACUCCAAUGAGUAAUGGGACUCGAGCCCUGUUUGUUAACAGUUCUAGUGGCAUUGAACAUGCCAUUGAAAGCUGCGAGGCCAGCAACCAGCCAGUGUACACUUUCUAUGCAGUCAUCAUGAUUAUCAUUUUCAUCUUGGCUUUGCCUCUGAAUGCGUCUGUCCUCCACCUCUUCAUCUUCAAGCUUAAGUUCUGGAAGUCAAACAGCAACAACGUUUUCCUCUUCAACCUGGUCUUGGCCGACAUUCUCUUGCUUUUCUGUUUGCCUGUGAAGGCGCACAACUUCCUCCACGGAGAGAGGAGGAGUGCCGACGACAAGGUGUGCAAAGCCAUGCUCUUCAUGCUGUUCCUCAACCGAGGGGCCAGCAUCGCCUUCCUGACCGUCACAUCGAUCGACCGAUACUUCAAUGUGGUCCACCCCGGUCGAAAGAACCUCCUCAGGGCUCUCAAGAAGUCUCCUCAGAUCUCCAUCAUCAUCUGGCUCCUUCUCCUGCCUCUCACCAUUCCCACCAUGCUCAAGAACUUUGAGUGCUGCAACAGCCACAAGAGCGAGGAUGGUGAGCAAGAAGAUGCCGUGAUCAAGGAUGUGGUGGACAGCCUCCGAGAAGUGGUCUUCUUCACCCAGAUCAUCAUCCCCUUCAUCAUCUUGGUCUACUGCACGGUGCACAUCGUCAACCGGCUCCGAAAGAAAACCAUCGGGGAUAAGACCAAACUGAAGAGGGCGGUCUUCCUGGUCACCUCUGUCAUGGUGGUCUUCUCCAUCUGCUUCCUCCCGUGCACCAUAGCCAGGAUGGUGCUGCUCAUCAUCAGGGUCAGCCACGGCAGCGAGCGCUAUGAGGACAUUGCCGCUAUGGUCUUUGAUGGCCUCAUGACCUUCUCCUACAUGGACUGUUUACUGGAUCCCCUGGUCUACUGCUUUUGUAGCACCAAGUUUAAAGCACUUUAUCUCUCCAAUUAUUUCCCGUUCCUAGUGAAAGGAGAUACUGUUCUGUCAGAAAGCUCACAUUCUGCAGGGAAUGUGCCGCCUCCCACACGCAGUACUGUCAUUUAAGAUUUAUGGCAAUGCAGUAUGCUGUGGUGAUAACCAGUGCAACCCAACAAUACCUACCUUACCUUAUA
Molecule: messenger RNA, 1416 nt
Organism: Myripristis murdjan (pinecone soldierfish)
Lineage: Eukaryota; Metazoa; Chordata; Actinopteri; Holocentriformes; Holocentridae
Product: 12-(S)-hydroxy-5,8,10,14-eicosatetraenoic acid receptor-like
Exons: 2
Coding region: 248-1348 (366 amino acids)
Biological process (GO): G protein-coupled receptor signaling pathway
Cellular component (GO): membrane
Molecular function (GO): G protein-coupled receptor activity
Source: RefSeq, a predicted model, not a curated record